CCAAAGGCGAUAACCGCGCCGCGAAUCGCGAUACAGGCGAACGUGUAUAGAGGAUAUGAUAUAUAGCCAUCCCGCCGGCCACCAUCUUUGCAUUCUCGCAAGUUCCCGAGUACGAGCCGGCACCACGCGGUCGAGCCUCCGCUAUACUAUAGUCUACAUCUCUAGAUUACGAACGCGACAGGCCUCAGCUCUCAGUCAGUCAGGAUGAACGGAAUCGCCAGGAGCGUGCUGAGGCUCCCGGGCCUCAGGAAUCUCGUCGUAGUCCCGGCGACGGCAGCUCGUUUGCCCGGCCAGCAGAGGCUCUUCAGCGGCGCACUGAGCAACGGCCGCCUCGUGUCCGGCGCCUCCGCCAGCUUCGCCAAAAGCAGCCACAGGCACCCCUGCGGCUGCGUCUCCUGCAGGUUCGCCCACACCAAAGCCGAGAAGGAGCUGGUCGAGUUCCUCGCGGAGGAAAUCGUCGCCGAGAAGAAGGCGCUCAAGCUCAAGACUAUUCCCACCGAGCUCGAGGGCUUCAAGGUGUCGCUCAACGGAGCCGAAGUCAAGCUCACCAAACAACAGGCUGAUGAAACAAUCACAAUCUCUUUCAACGUCAACCACACCGUCGACACAGAGUCGGAGCCAGAGAUCGACCCCAGAGAGGACAAGCCCGACAUCGGAGAGAUGAAGAGUAAACCCAACUUUGAAAUCGACUUCAAGCGAGGGAAUCAGCAUCUUUCUUUCUCCUGCUCGUUCAACAGUGAACCGGGAGCAUCCGGAGCCGAUGACGCUUACAACGACAUAUUUGGUAUUGAUGAAAUCACUCUUUACGAUGGAGAACACACAGAGAAUGUAUAUGCUGUUGGUGGAGAAGUUAUUGACGGGUAUUUGUAUGAUCUCCUCAUGAACUACUUGGAAGAAAAAGGUAUUUCAAAUGAAUUUGCAGAGAAACUCGUUGAAUUAAGUACGAGCUAUGAACACACAGCAUACAUUGGUCUACUGGAAGGCCUCUCUAAAUUUACAGCAAAAUAAUUCCUUGUUUUUAUAUAUUGCUUUGAUAAAUAGAAUGUAAAAUCUGUACUCUUACUAUUAGAAUAUUAAGCGUUGUUAAUAAAAUUACAUUACAAAACCAAA
Nasonia vitripennis (jewel wasp) is the source of this 1110-nucleotide messenger RNA. RefSeq names its product complement component 1 Q subcomponent-binding protein, mitochondrial (gene P32). Gene Ontology annotation, cellular component: mitochondrial matrix. Lineage: Eukaryota; Metazoa; Arthropoda; Insecta; Hymenoptera; Pteromalidae. Gene Ontology annotation, biological process: cytosolic ribosome assembly. The record is from RefSeq and is a predicted model, not a curated record. The transcript has 5 exons. Bases 205 to 1008 code for a protein of 267 amino acids.